Messenger RNA from Laccaria bicolor S238N-H82, 1125 nucleotides. RefSeq lists its product as uncharacterized. The record is from RefSeq and is a predicted model, not a curated record. The transcript has 3 exons. NCBI's taxonomy places the organism in Eukaryota, Fungi, Basidiomycota, Agaricomycetes, Agaricales, Hydnangiaceae. Bases 1 to 1125 code for a protein of 374 amino acids.
AUGACAGAUAAAUCUACACUCGAUCUAUCUACCGUCAAAGGCGUCCAAGCCUACAUCAUCGAUACACCCUUCACCAGCACCGAGAUCCUACCCCUAUCCGGCGGAUCCGCGAACUACGUGUUUAGACUCACGUUGGAGAAACCAUAUGAGGGCCGCACGACGUUGAUCCUCAAGCACGCUAAACCGUAUGCCAAAAAUCAUCCAGAGUUCGCGUUACCAGCUGAGCGGCAGAUAUACGAAGUCGAAGCUCUAAGACGCGUCUGGGCGUUGAUCCCCGCAGAGGCGAUUGCAACAGUUCCGCAGGUCCAUUUCGUCGACGAGUCCAUGUGCGCGAUCAUCAUGGACGACUCUGGGCCUUCCUCCAUGACUCUCAAGGAAUUUAUGAUUCAAGGCAAGGCGUCAGUGGAAAUGGCGUCUCAAAUCGGAGACGCUAUUGGGGAGUUCAUUGGGACGGUGCAUAAGUGGGGGAAAGGCAAUCGGGAGGUGUGUGAGUUUUUUGAGGGGAAUGCGAGGGCGAAGACGCUGGCGGCGUGGAUGUAUUAUGGGAGGUUGGUGGACACGGUGACGUUGAAGGGGCUUGAUGUGCCUCCUAUGUUGUGCGAUCCGCCUAUUGAGGUGAGCAAGGACGAUUUGGAUAUCUUGCAGAAGGUGGCGGAUGAGACUAGUGAGGCUGUAGUGGGCGUGCGCGAUACGUUCGUAAUGGGUGAUUUCUGGCCGGGGAACAUGAUGGUGAUCCUGGAUGUGAAGACGGGCGCGUUGAGGAGGAUCUACGUGGUUGACUGGGAAAUUACUAGACCUGGGUUGCUCGGGAUGGAGGUUGGGCAGUUCUGCGCGGAGAUGCACCUGUUGCGGCGGAGUCACGAAGCGGCGUGUAAGGAGACAGCUACGCUGGUGUUGGAUCAUUUCAUGAAGAGGUACAAGAAGAUAUGUGCGCCUGACAGCAAUGAUUGCAGUCGGGCAAUUGUUCAGUGGGGUGUGCAUAUGGCGGUGUGGGGACCGCGUACGCCAUGGGGAGGGAAGGAGCUGACGAGGCAGAUUGUGUUGGAAGGCGUAGACUUGAUUGUCAAUGCAUACAAAGGAGGAGAUUCAUCGUUGAAGGAGUCGUUUGUAGGAGACAUGAUGUAG